CCGCGCAGAGCAAGAUAUGCAAAACAUCUCAGCUCCAAGCCGAGAACGCUUCAAGAGACCUUGGUCGCCGCGUGUCGGACCAUCGCCUUACAUGAAGAAGAUGCCGGGCUUGCAGGCCAGAUAUCUGCACGGUCGGACAGCCCAGGUUGUUACUGGACUUUGAAGUUCGGCCUUGGUUUUGAGGAAGCCACUUCGGACGAUUUUGUCGAAGCCGACAAAGACUUGAACACGACAUCAGGGAAUGGCAUGGCCAACCCAGCCACACGAUUCCAUCUUUGGAUCUAUGCCGCCAGACCGGACGUCAACAGCAUCGCUCACACCCAUUCGCCCUUAGGUUCAGCACUCGCAGCGGCGGGCAAGCCUCUGAUUCCAUGUCAGAUGGACAUGACGCCAUUAUAGGACGACUGCGCCUUCUUCGGAAGAUGGUUUGGUCUUCUUAUUCCUGACCAAGGGGGUGUCAUCAUUCGCAAUGCUCUGGGAGACAACAAGUCGAUUUUGUUAAGAAAUCACGGCCAACUGACCGCGGGUGUGUCAGUGGAGGAGGCCACCUAUUUGUCCGUCUAUCUCGAACGUGCCGCUGGUACGCAGCUG
Messenger RNA from Exophiala aquamarina CBS 119918, 591 nucleotides. RefSeq lists its product as uncharacterized. Gene Ontology annotation, molecular function: actin filament binding. The transcript has a single exon. NCBI's taxonomy places the organism in Eukaryota, Fungi, Ascomycota, Eurotiomycetes, Chaetothyriales, Herpotrichiellaceae. Gene Ontology annotation, cellular component: cytoskeleton. The annotation marks the transcript as partial. The record is from RefSeq and is a predicted model, not a curated record.